AUAGCAAAUUUAAAUAGAAUCAAAAUUUUAGUAAAAUGCGAAUUGCUUUUAUAUAUUGUAUUUUAAUAAUUUUAUUCACAAAUUGCCAAAGUAAUGAAUACAGCUAUGCAGACUAUGAUGAAUAUUAUAGAGAAUAUUAUACAGAAAUGUAUAGUACAACAGUCAUGGGUUCGGUCAAAUUAUAUAAAUUGGAACAAGAAUUUAUGCAAAUUCUAAAAAAAUCAACCAUUGAGUUACAAAAACAGAUCAAUAUGAUUCAAAUUUAUUUAAAAUAUUUCAAACGUCCCAAGUGUUCAAAUCAAAACGAAUGUAAAAAAUAUGUUGCAAAACCAUUAAAUGCUUUUCGUCUUAUGCGACGCAUCCAUCAAGAUUGGCCUCAAUGGUUGAAACUAAUCAAAAGCGGCAACGAAGCAGAUUAUAUUAAACAACUUGAAAAUGAGAUUGUGCCCAAGUUACCCGAAUCGCAUGAUAUGUUGGAAAUGCUUAAGAAUUUGCAUCGUGUCGAGACAACUUAUGGGAUACGAGUUCAUGACUAUGCCAAUGGAAAAAUGCCAAAAACACAAUCAAAUUGGACCUUAACAGUCCGCGAUUGCGUGACAAUGGGUAAUUAUGGAUAUCAAAUUCAUGACUAUCAACGUGCUGGCAUGUGGUAUCAAUAUGCUCUGAAUCAACGACCCGAAGUAAAUGGCGAAAGCUAUAAGCAAAUGCUUGGCGAUCCAUUGGACCAUGCUCGUUUAAAGUAUGCUCAAACUAUUUUAAUACAUGAAGUUCAUAGGAAUGAGCCAGCACUGGCCAUGCAGGAAAUUCGUGAUGAAGUUGAACAAGUAUUGAGCGAAGUAGAUGCCAAGUCAAUAAAUGAUUUAGUCAAUGACCGACUCCAUCAAUCAGUAACAGAAUUUGAAUUAAACGACAACCAAACAACAGUGUAUAACCGCUAUAAACAUCGUUGGGCUCAUAUGUCCGGUUGUCGUGGCAUGUUUAGACAGCACACAAAUCUGGUUUGUCGUUAUAAUUUUACCACCAGUCCAUUUUUACAGUUGGCCCCAAUGAAACUAGAGGAAAUUAGUCUUGAUCCAUACAUUGUGCAGUAUCAUGAUGUAUUGUCCGACAAUGAGAUAGAAGACCUCAAAAGGGAAGGCAUUAAAGGCACAAUGAUCAAUGGUUGGACAAGUCUUAAAUCGAGUAACGCUACUGAAAAUGAAAGUCGAACAAUUGUGGCACGUGUCGCCAUAAUGAGCCCUAGCUUAGAGAUUGUUCAACGCAUCAAUCGACGCAUUAUAGAUAUGACCGGAUUUAAUAUAGAGGAAUCCAAAACAAUACAAUUGGCUGCCUUUAGUGUCGGUGGAUUCUUUAUGCCCCAUUAUGAUUAUUUGUACGAUCGUCUAUUAGACACGGAUGUCCUUAAAAAACUAGGUGAUCGAGUAGCCAGUGUUAUAUUUUAUGCUGGUGAUGUAACCGAGGGUGGAGCAACUAAUUUUCCCCGCAAUCAGUUGGUGGUGCAACCCAAAAAAGGCAGUGCUCUCUUUUGGUAUAAUAAAUUCGAUGAUGGCUCACCAGAUCCUCGUAGCUUACAUUCAAUUUGUCCUGUUGUAGUUGGUUCACGUUGGACGAUUACUAAAUGGAUUCAUCAGGAUUCACAAAUGUUUUUGCAACCCUGCAGCCUGCAACCGUCCUCCUCAACUUAAGUAUCUACAUUAUGUGUUUUGAAAUAAACCAAAAAUGUUUUUAAAAAUGA
Messenger RNA from Drosophila willistoni, 1735 nucleotides. Its product is annotated as prolyl 4-hydroxylase subunit alpha-2. Bases 36 to 1685 code for a protein of 549 amino acids. Gene Ontology annotation, cellular component: endoplasmic reticulum. The transcript has 6 exons. Lineage: Eukaryota; Metazoa; Arthropoda; Insecta; Diptera; Drosophilidae. The record is from RefSeq and is a predicted model, not a curated record. Gene Ontology annotation, biological process: peptidyl-proline hydroxylation to 4-hydroxy-L-proline. Gene Ontology annotation, molecular function: L-ascorbic acid binding; iron ion binding; protein binding.